Molecule: messenger RNA, 297 nt
Organism: Entrophospora sp. SA101
Lineage: Eukaryota; Fungi; Glomeromycota; Glomeromycetes; Entrophosporales; Entrophosporaceae
Source: the annotation of a GenBank genome assembly
AUGUGCGGACUGGCUGUAAUAGACGGAGGUUUCUUGGCGUCACUUGGUAUUCGUGAUAUAGCUCAUAUCAUUACUAUUGACAAUGGUUCUAAUAUUAACAAAGAUCAUAAUAUUCUUGACGACCCUGUUCUUCAAUUGGUGGUAGAUGAAAUUUUAUCAAUAAUAAAACUUUUAGAUGUUCCUACUUGGUGGGACUCUAUCUACCUUGCUUGGAUGAGAUUUAUAAAAAUUAAAGAAUUUAUUUUGUUGCUAGCAAGUUUUAUGGAAUUUGAAUAUGAUACUAAUGGAAACUUUUGA